Molecule: messenger RNA, 1534 nt
Organism: Hymenoscyphus albidus
Lineage: Eukaryota; Fungi; Ascomycota; Leotiomycetes; Helotiales; Helotiaceae
Source: the annotation of a GenBank genome assembly
AUGCCUUUGGGAUGGGAGAGGAUAAACGCCAAAACGUCGGCCCCCAACAAGAAUAUAGUCUUCAUCAAGCCUCUUCCCGGCUCCACCGAAUCGGUGGCGAAAGAUUACCUCGAACGAAUCGCCGCGCAAUGCUUGCCCAUAACUAAUAAGCAUUACCUGGCGGUUGUUAGUUUGGAGGAGUAUGAGCCGAAUCUCGAAUUCUGGGGUAUGUCAAACUUCAUCAGAGCCCAGGAUUUGCUAGCUAAAGAUAUGCAGGUCGGAAUUUCAACAAUGGCGAGGUCAUUCAACUCGUCCUCAGGUCUCCUUCUACGGGAAUGUGGUUACCUUUCAAGUUUGUGCAAAUGGUUAUGAUGCACGAGCUGGCCCACAAUAAGCAGAUGAACCACGGUCCCGGUAUUGUUUUGCAGCAGAAAUCCGGGUCGAGACCUUACACUGACGUAGUCUUCUAGCAUUCUGGAAACUCCGCAACGACUUCGCAGCCGAAAUGAAGGAACUCUGGUCAAAGUCUUACACGGGAGAUGGUCUCUGGGGCCGAGGUAUCCUCCUCGAUAAUGGAGCCUUUGCACAAGAAGGUUUGGCCGAAAAUGAAAUUCUGCCAGAGCAUAUGUGUGGUGGGACCUUCAAAUCGCGCGGAUCCAAAAAACGGAAUGCCCCCAAGCCGAAGAUCACAUACAAGGAACAGAAAGAGAGAAGAAUUAGGAAGAAAUUUGGCGUGAAUGGAAUGACGCUGGGUGCAGAUGAAGAGGUGAAGGUGGAGCUUGAGAAAGGCAAGAAACCUGCUGGCAAACCCAGGGUGGCGAAGAGCAACAGAGGGAGGGAGUUGAGAGCUGCGGCUGCUCUGAAGAGAUUUGAAGUUGCGAAGGAGGAACCGCGAAUCAAGGAUGAAGACUUAGUGACCGACAGUGAGACUGAGAGCGAUGAUGAGGCCCGCAUUAAAGAAGAACCGGGUGAUGCUGUCGAUAUCAACGGCAAGAGACUGGUCGACCGUCGUGGGGGUGGAAUGGUGCGGGUUUGCGAGGAUGAGGAUAAAGAGGACCCUAAUGCACGGAAUGAGCUGAGAGAGCUAGAGGAUAUGAAGGGACCACCCUCGAGUUCGUUGGACUUGAUGGAUAUUCCAUUUUAUAAGCCUCCUCCUAAGAUGCCCACAUCGCAAGCAUCGAAAGCGACCAAACCAUCUUCCUCAAGUUUAAAGUCUUCCACUACGACAACAUCCAAGCAGCCCCAACCUUCUAAACCGCCCGCGAAACUCGGUAUUUCCUCAUCCUCCUCCGUGGAAACCAAUAAGCUUGCUCCUCCAUCUCUACCGCAACCAACAAAACAAGCACCACCCGAUUCAGCGUGCCCAAUAUGUACAUCCUCAAACCUACCAUCUGCACUGACCUGCAACAUGUGCUCCCAUGUCCUUAAGCCAGACUUUGUUCCCAAUACUUGGAGUUGCAAAUCCGAGGCGUGUCGCGACGGAGAAUACCUUAAUGCAGGAGAUGUUGGUAUUUGUGGUGUUUGUGGUGUUUUUGGAACUCGGAAGGAUACUUGA